UUCUUCGUUUUCAUAGGCUGCCCCAGAACAAAUAAGGUACGAUUCUGUGGCAAGACCUGCUCGACUGACGGAGAUUGCCGAGGAAAUAGAACAUGUUUAUGUGAUGGAGACUGUGGAAUGAUUUGCGUUAAAAACAACCUCAGAUGUGAAAACUUACCUAAGGUAAAAAAUGGUCGUUUUAGCUUCAGCAACGGCAGCUACUUUCGCAGCGUGUUGACAUAUGAGUGUAAGAAAGGGUAUAGACUCCGCGGCUCGGUAGAACGAACUUGUAGAGCCACAGGAAAAUGGGAUGGAGCGAAAGCGAGAUGCAGAACCUUGUGUCAGAAUCCAGGACAUAUCUCUUUUGGAAACAGACGAAUUGAACGUAUUAAGGGUGUGAAGUAUAUUCAUUUCUGGUGUUUUGAUGAAGACAUGUUUAAAAUGGUAGGAACUCCUCGAAUACGGUGCCAGGAAAACGGACAAUGGAGUGCUCCAAAGCCAAAAUGCAUUCAUUCACCUCCCUUAUGUGACAAGCCGAACAUCCCAGACGAAGCUGCUGUUAUCUACCCUCGGUCAAUGGAUAGGGAAUUCAAAUACGGUGACAGAGUGCUAUUGAAAUGCAAGGAAGGAUAUUUUAAGUCAGGACUUGGUGUUUACCAAUGUAAGAAAGGUAACACAUGGAGUGGAGACAUCACUUGCUCACCUAAAAACUGUGGCCGCCCAAACGAUAUCCCUAACGGAAAGAUCAUAGGAUACGUAUAUUCCUUUAAAGAAAAGAUCAGAUACGAGUGCAAUGAAGGCUACAAUCUUAAAGGACCAUCUUAUAGAACAUGCCAGGCUAACGAGAAAUGGGGCGAUAAAGACCCUAUUUGUGAAGUUGUGGAUUGUGGCCCCUUACAAAAGCCAGAUCAUGGAGAUAUAAUAGAGCAAGUAGCGUUUACCUAUGGAAAUAGAAUAGUGUUCGACUGCACAGAGACGGGUUAUGAAAUGAAAGGAUCAAGAGUAAGGACAUGCUUAGGUGAUGGAACAUGGAGUGGCUCUCUUACAACAUGCGAAGCACCAUGUGCUAGGCCCACCAUACCUGUGAAUGGCAAAAUAGUUGGAAAUAUCUUCAGUCAUGGAAAAUCUGUAAACUUUUACUGUGAUUCUGGCUAUAAAAGAGUUGGCGCCCGUUCGAUUAAAUGCGAUGAUGGUAAAUGGGAUAAGCCGUCUCCAGUCUGCAAAGGCAUUUGCUCAACACCGAGAGAUCCACAGAACGGAAAAUUGCAUCAGAAGGUGCCCCCAGAACGUUUCCUUGACGGAGAUGAAGCAAAAUUCUUUUGCAACAGCGGUUAUGACUUGAUUGGUAAAAAGAAACUUCGUUGUGUUGGAAAAGUGUGGGAUUCCAGCGAGCCUGAAUGUAAAGUGCAAGACUGCAAACCCCCAACUAUUCCUAUAAACGCGAGGAUUUCAAAUCCGAGCAAUAAAUACCAUUCUGGUUAUAAAGUCACAUUCAAAUGUAAUGAAGGUUACAACCAAGAAGGGAUGGCGACUCAAAUGUGUUUCCUUGGUUCGUGGACCGUGCUGCCUUUCAAAUGUACAGGUGCGUGCAAUGCCUUCCUGGGAAAACACAACAAGAAAAUUCAAGACAGCAGCAUCACAGCAUCGUCGCAAUUAAGUCUAAACCAUGUCCCUUCCCUUGCGCGACUGGACAGUGUGCAGGGGGCCUGGUGCUCGGCUCCGACCGACAAUCUGCCCUACAUAGAAAUACUGCUGGGCGAGGAAAAGUUUCUUACUUUGAUUAAGACGCAGGGAAGCAAAAAGGACUUGAGAUGGGCAACGAAGUACGAAAUUCAAUACCAGAAGGAUGGACAAUGGAUCGUUUACAGGAAAACGGACGGAACUCAGGAGAGUGUUUCAUUAGUAUAA
Molecule: messenger RNA, 1887 nt
Organism: Pocillopora damicornis (cauliflower coral)
Lineage: Eukaryota; Metazoa; Cnidaria; Anthozoa; Scleractinia; Pocilloporidae
Product: CUB and sushi domain-containing protein 1-like
Cellular component (GO): extracellular region
Molecular function (GO): peptidase inhibitor activity
Source: RefSeq, a predicted model, not a curated record